ACACAGCUUCUUCCUUCCUCAGCUUCAGCACCAAGAACAGCAGCAUCGGCGGCGGCAGAGGCUCAGUGCCCACCGUGCCAGGGACUGGAAAUACCCGGGCAUCUGUGCAAAACUUGUGCUGCACUUGUGUGUCCGGGGAUGUGCUGCCCCAUGCACUAGGACUGCCAGACCUACACCUGCCGGACUCUCCACAUCUCCAAGGUGUCUCACCUACCCCCAGCACCCCCAUACUCCUUCCAUCUACUCAUCCCACCUCCUCUGCCUGCAAGUCAGCCUGGCUCCAAGUCACGUGUCAGUGCCCAAGGCAGACACCAAGAGAGAGAAGCUCCUCAAUCCUCCUUGUGGCACCGCCAUACUGUAUUUUACUCCUAAUAAUCCCCUUUUUAUUGCAUCCCUUUACUCCCACAGGGUUAUUUUGGGAAAUAGAGUCAAACCUCAGUUGAAUUAAACUGGAUUCUCAAGUAAAAAAGUUCUAACAAGUGGGGAUUCCAAAAAGCUGACCAGAGAUAUUUACAAUAAUGACUGGCAAAAUACAGACUAGCAACAUCACAAACAAGAAUGAUCCGAGGUCAAUCAACUCCAGAGUUUUCAUUGGUAACCUUAACACGGGCAUUGUGAAGAAAAGUGACAUUGAAGCAAUAUUUGCAAAAUAUGGAAAAAUAGUUGGAUGCUCAGUACAUAAAGGAUAUGCAUUUGUACAGUAUGUCAGCGAAAGGCAUGCAAGGGCAGCGGUGGCAGGAGAGAAUUCCAGGAUUAUUGGGGGUCAACCACUAGACAUCAACAUGGCUGGUGAACCAAAACCGUAUAGACCAAAAUUAGGAAGUAAAAGGCCAAUUUCUUCUUUAUACAGCACUUAUGAGUUUGAUUAUGAUUACUACCGAGAGGAUUUCUACAAUCGGUUGUUUGAUUACGGUCAUGGCCGCGUUCCACCUCCUCCCCGCGCUGUUAUCCCCUUAAAGCGUCCCCGUAUCACCGUGCCAGCAACACGCAGAGGCAAAGGCGUUUUCUCUUUGAAAGGAGGAUCAAGAACUGCUUCAACUGCUUCCUCCUCUAAAUUGAAAUCAGAUGAGCUGCAAACCAUCAAGAAGGAGCUGACCCAAAUCAAAACCAAGAUUGACUCUUUACUGGGAAGACUGGAAAAGAUUGAAAAGCAGCAGAAGGCUGAAGCAGGUCAAAAGAAGCAUUUAGGCGAUCAUGCAGAUUUGGCUCCAGAAGAGUGCAAGUCGGAGACAGCUGAAAAUUCCAUUGAGGAGCAUGCUGAAGGAGGACAUGACGCAGAUGGGGAAGAGAUGACAGAUGGGAUAGAGGAAGAUUUUGAUGAAGAUGGCAGCAAUGACUUGACCCAGAUUGCAAACAAAGCUGGAGAAAACAGAAUGGAAAAUCACGUAUCAGACGUUGAAGAUACAAGUAACUGAAUUCAGAUUUCUGGUACAGUCCUGGGUAUUGUGAGAAGAAAAUGCCAUUUCUUUAAUGGUUCUCAAACCCUGAAGAAGCAUCGACUUUCUCUGAAUAUUGAUUUCCUCUUACGUUUUCCAAUUGUAUUACAACAUUGUUUUAUUAUUUAGGUUGUCAAGGUGUUUUUCAUUUUUUUUUUUUUUCAUUUUUUCACGAUUUUCAGACUGUUGUGUUAAUAUUAUAAAUAAUGUUUCAUGCAGUUGAGGGAUCAUUUAGAAAGAGCAUUAUGAAAUUGUACACAUAUGUAAAUUUGUAUGAGCCAUUUUUUUUAUGAAUAGGACAUGGUUGUCUCUUCCUGCAGUGGAAUUUGGAUUGUGUGUGCAUCCUUAUUGUUUGUGCGAAAAUGGAUGUAUACUGUAUAUAAGUACAUUUGCACUUUUGUGCUUUAUUCACACAUUUAAUAAUUUUACUGUAAAUUAAAUUGAUAUCAGCCUUUCCUGUUAAAGGGAUUGUCCACUUUUUGCAGUAUUGCUUUCUUAAAGGUGGGCUCUACUGCAUCAAAACUUCUCCCCUAUCCAUGGGGGUCCGACCACCGAGACCUCCUGGGAUCUCUAGAACGGGGCCCCUUAUCUCCCUGUUCAUGGAGCCAGUGUGUCUAUAGGAGUGCUGGAGAUACACAAGCGCUGUACUUGGGUAUCUCUGGUGCCCACACAGACAAUGCAUGGAAUGCAUGCCAACACACCGCUUCAUGCACAGGGAUCGACAAGUUAUUGUGGCAGAGGGGUGAGCUCACCCCCUUCCCUUAAGACAAUUAGGGAAUUAGUUUUAAAGUAGUGGAGUACCCCUUUAAGAAUCUAAAAGAAAUUGUUAAACUCCAACACAGCGCCACCACUGGAAAGAUAUAGAAUUACAUGUGGUUUAUUGAAACAAUACCUGCUUUCCUCUCUGGCUAAUAGAUAAAGGGUAAUUUGGAGAGACUUUAGCCCAAGUCGAAGUUUGUAUAAUGAAAACCAAAAAACAGCAGUAAAAGAAGUAUAAAAUGUGCUGCUUUUUCAGUAAUAAUGUGGUCUAUAAAUGUCUAUGAAAAAGCAUAAUUGCACAUAUUGUGUGGAAAAAAAAACGCAGUCAUUCCAACAAUGGAAUUACUGACCUUUUUUUUUUUAAACUGUGUGUACUGACAGAUGCUUUCCAUAGACUUUUAUAGAGCACAUUACUUAAAAAAAGCAGCACAUUUUAUACCUAGAUUACUGCCUCUUUUUUGGUUUUUAUUUUACAUUGUGUGAACUUUGCCUUAGAGGGUAUAUGAAAAUGGUUCUUAAACAUUGACCUUUAAUAUGUGGUGUUCUUUACAUCUGUUUUUUUUUAUUUUUUUAUGUUUACACUCUUGUACCUGGUGGUUGGUAUUUUAACAAAAGGGAAAUUUAUAUUAGUAAAUAUAUGAGAUACACUUCUGUUUUCUUUUUAUAUUGUAAAACAUAAUAAAAAUAAAUAACUACUUCCAUAGUUCCUGAGUGGCUAGUUUUAAUAAAUGAAAGGAAUGAAUGAAUAAAUAUAUUUACAUGCACACCUUAAAUUGUUACAUUUUUCCUUUUGGAAUUUUGUAUUUCUUUUCAGAUGUAUUAAAGGGGUACUCCGCUGGAAUUUUAUUAUUUUUUUUUU
Molecule: messenger RNA, 3054 nt
Organism: Hyla sarda
Lineage: Eukaryota; Metazoa; Chordata; Amphibia; Anura; Hylidae
Gene: RALYL
Product: RALY RNA binding protein like
Exons: 11
Coding region: 519-1415 (298 amino acids)
Cellular component (GO): nucleus
Molecular function (GO): RNA binding
Source: RefSeq, a predicted model, not a curated record